Molecule: messenger RNA, 5795 nt
Organism: Ceratotherium simum simum (southern white rhinoceros)
Lineage: Eukaryota; Metazoa; Chordata; Mammalia; Perissodactyla; Rhinocerotidae
Gene: ABR
Product: ABR activator of RhoGEF and GTPase
Biological process (GO): positive regulation of GTPase activity; protein phosphorylation; intracellular signal transduction
Cellular component (GO): membrane
Molecular function (GO): guanyl-nucleotide exchange factor activity; protein serine/threonine kinase activity; GTPase activator activity
Source: RefSeq, a predicted model, not a curated record
UAACGCCGAGGUGGCCGCGAAAGCCGAGACUCUCCCCUACGUGUGCCUAGACUUUCCCACCCGGCCCCGGGCGGCGGGGACAGGGGGCGCGGUGCGCAGCUUGACCGCCGCCAUCCACCAGCAGCUGCUGCAGCCUCGCCUCCUCUUCAGUCCCCGGGAGGACUGCGCGCCCCCCGGCCAAGGUGGCGCAGUUCCCAGCGCCCCCGGCGAGGAGCUGUCCUCCAGGACCCGCGCGGGGCGGGGCUCGGAGGAGGGCGAGCCGGACGCCUCCGGCGCGGACGAUGGGGGCGACAGCAGUGACCACGACUUCGAGAUGGUGGAAUUGAACGAGAAAUUCUUCCUCAGCCCCUUGCUCGUGGCCCCCUACCGGCUCGGGACCCGCGACGAGGCCGAAAAGCCGGUGCGGGCGUGCAGCCCCCAUCGCUGGAUGCACCUGAUCCCCGGGGGCUGGCGGCAGCAGCGCCGGAGCCACGACGUGGAGCAGCUGGAGGCGGAGGCCAAGGACGGGCGGGGCUCGCCCCUGGCGGCGGAGGAGCAUCCCCGGCGCGGGGCUCGCGAGCACCUCCCCCCGUGGCGGCGCAAGAGGUUCCUGCGGGUGCCGGGGCGGGACUCGCCCAGCCACAGCUCGCCCGAGAGGGGCAGUGACUGCAGCCGCAACAGCUCGGACCACGAGGACGGCUCCUCUGCAGACUUCAGCUACGGGGCGGACGACUACGACGGAGAGGGGAAUGAGGAGCAGAAGGGGCCCCCGGAGGGCUCGGAGACCAUGCCGUACAUCGACGAGUCACCCACCAUGUCGCCCCAGCUCAGCGCCCGUAGCCAGGGCGGCGGGGACAGCAUCUCCCCCACCCCACCCGAGGGGCUGGCACCUGGGGUGGAAGCAGGAAAGGGCCUGGAGAUGAGGAAGCUGGUUCUCUCGGGGUUCCUGGCCAGCGAAGAGAUCUACAUUAACCAGCUGGAAGCCCUGCUGCUGCCCAUGAAACCCCUGAAGGCCACAGCCACCACCUCCCAGCCCGUGCUCACCAUCCAGCAGAUCGAGACUAUCUUCUACAAGAUCCAGGACAUCUAUGAGAUCCACAAGGAGUUCUAUGACAACCUCUGCCCCAAGGUGCAGCAGUGGGACAGCCAGGUCACCAUGGGCCACCUCUUCCAGAAACUGGCCAGCCAGCUUGGCGUGUACAAAGCGUUUGUGGAUAACUAUAAAGUCGCUCUGGAGACAGCUGAGAAGUGCAGCCAGUCCAACAACCAAUUCCAGAAGAUCUCCGAGGAGCUCAAAGUGAAAGGUCCCAAGGACUCCAAGGACAGCCACACGUCAGUCACCAUGGAAGCUCUGCUCUACAAGCCCAUUGACCGAGUCACCAGGAGCACCCUGGUCCUACACGACCUGCUGAAGCACACACCUGUGGACCACCCAGACUACCCACUGCUACAGGAUGCCCUCCGUAUCUCCCAGAACUUCCUGUCCAGCAUCAAUGAGGACAUUGACCCCCGCCGGACUGCAGUCACGACCCCUAAGGGGGAGACACGACAGCUGGUGAAGGAUGGCUUCCUGGUGGAAGUGUCAGAGGGCUCCCGGAAGCUGCGGCACGUCUUCCUCUUUACAGAUGUCCUACUGUGCGCCAAGCUCAAGAAGACAUCUGCAGGGAAGCACCAACAAUAUGACUGCAAAUGGUACAUCCCCCUGGCCGACCUAGUGUUUCCAUCCCCUGAGGAGUCUGAGGCCAGCCCCCAGGUGCACCCCUUCCCAGACCAUGAGCUGGAGGACAUGAAGAUGAAGAUCUCCGCCCUCAAGAGUGAAAUCCAGAAGGAGAAAGCCAACAAAGGACAGAGCCGGGCCAUCGAGCGCCUGAAAAAGAAGAUGUUUGAGAAUGAGUUCUUGCUGCUGCUCAAUUCCCCCACAAUCCCGUUUCGGAUCCACAAUCGGAAUGGAAAGAGCUAUCUGUUCCUACUGUCCUCGGACUAUGAGAGGUCAGAGUGGAGAGAAGCGAUUCAGAAACUACAGAAGAAGGAUCUCCAGGCCUUUGUCCUGAGCUCAGUGGAGCUCCAGGUGCUCACGGGAUCCUGUUUCAAACUUAGGACUGUACACAACAUUCCUGUCACCAGCAAUAAAGAUGACGAUGAGUCUCCGGGACUCUACGGCUUCCUCCAUGUCAUCGUCCACUCUGCCAAGGGGUUUAAGCAGUCAGCCAACCUGUACUGUACCCUGGAGGUGGAUUCCUUUGGCUAUUUUGUCAGCAAAGCCAAAACCAGGGUGUUCCGAGACACGGCAGAGCCCAAGUGGGACGAGGAGUUCGAGAUUGAGCUGGAGGGCUCUCAGUCCCUGAGGAUCCUGUGCUACGAGAAGUGCUAUGACAAGACCAAGGUCAACAAAGACAACAACGAGAUCGUGGACAAGAUCAUGGGCAAAGGGCAGAUCCAGUUGGAUCCACAAACUGUAGAAACCAAGAACUGGCACACGGAUGUGAUUGAGAUGAAUGGGAUCAAAGUGGAAUUCUCCAUGAAAUUUACCAGCCGAGACAUGAGCCUGAAGAGGACCCCGUCCAAGAAGCAGACUGGCGUCUUUGGUGUGAAGAUCAGUGUGGUGACGAAGCGAGAGCGCUCCAAGGUGCCCUACAUUGUCCGGCAGUGUGUGGAAGAGGUGGAGAAGCGGGGCAUCGAGGAGGUCGGCAUCUACCGGAUAUCAGGGGUGGCCACGGACAUCCAGGCACUGAAGGCCGUCUUCGAUGCCAAUAACAAGGACAUCCUGCUGAUGCUGAGCGACAUGGACAUCAACGCCAUUGCUGGCACCCUCAAGCUCUACUUCCGGGAGCUGCCCGAGCCCCUCCUCACAGACAGACUUUACCCAGCCUUCAUGGAGGGCAUCGCCCUGUCAGACCCUGCUGCCAAGGAAAACUGCAUGAUGCACCUGCUCCGCUCCCUGCCUGACCCCAACCUCAUCACCUUCCUCUUCCUGCUGGAACACUUGAAAAGGGUUGCUGAGAAGGAGCCCAUCAACAAAAUGUCCCUUCACAACCUGGCUACGGUGUUUGGCCCCACGUUACUGAGACCCUCAGAAGUGGAGAGCAAAGCACACCUCACGUCGGCUGCGGACAUCUGGUCCCAUGAUGUCAUGGCCCAGGUGCAGGUCCUCCUCUACUACCUGCAGCACCCUCCCAUUUCCUUCGCAGACCUGAAGCGGAACACACUGUACUUCUCCACCGAUGUGUAGCCGGAGGUGGGAGCAGCUGUGCUGUGGGGGGGGUGGCCCCGCCAGCCUCUCCAGCCGGGGGACCCAACACAGACUUGAAAGACUACAAUAGAAAACUCCCAAACCCAGCACUCCAGACUCCAAGGAACACAGAUUUCCAAGAACUGGAAUAUGUGCAUCUUUUGUGCCACCUUGUACAAAGCCAGCUGCCCCAGCCCCCAGCCUCACCGCCAGGCCCCGGGCUCCUGCCCUCUGUACCUCUAGUUGUGUCUGAUGCUCCGUGCUGUUCGGGAAUUGUUUUAUGUCUGUUUGUCAUGCAGAAAAGGUAGCGACUGACCGGGUGUGGGCACACGGACAGCCUGCUUUGUUCUUUCAUUUCCUCCAACACUUUCUUUUCUCCCAAGUCCAGUCCAAGGGCUUUUAUUUUGCGCUCUGUAACUGCUGCCAGCUCGUCCUCUCCUGGCCCUGCUCCCAGAUUGCAGUCUCCUGGCAGCCUCCCCUCGGUUUGCCUCCACCCUCCCUUCCCUCCCAGCCUGCCCGCAUGCAUGUGCAGCCUCGGUUUUCGCUCCAUCACCUUGAAAGUUCUAGGAGGCCCUGGGUGGCAGUGGCGGUGGCCCAGCAGAUGCUGCCGCUUGCUUCCCAGCCCUCUCGCUGUCCUCCAUCUGUGGAAGCACACCUGCUUUGCCUUGCUGCCUGUGCAAAUGUUGGACAUGGAGACAGACUCACACUAAUCCUCAGCUUAGCACAGAGCUGGAGAGCAGAUUUCUGGAAUUUUCCAUCUGAGAAUCUCCAUUUCUGGGGUUUAUCUGUUCUGUCUCCUGCCUACCAGUGAGGCAUCUUCGACUGUUUCUUCUACUGCUUUUCAGUUCCUUUUCUCCUGGUAUUCUGUUUCCUUUGAGUGUAGGCUCACAAGUGACCUGCUAUCAAGACAGCCAGAGGGUCAGGAAAGAAUCGGGGCGAGGCAGGCGAGUUGGGCCACUGAGGAAACAAGGUUGAACAUUCAGAGGAGUGCCACGGAGCACUGGGUGUCCUGAGUUGGGGGGACGUGGCUCUCAGCAGCAGGAGUUGUAGUGGCUUCCAGGAGGGCAACUAAUAUGGCUGAAGCUGGUGUCCAGCAACAGGCAGGCUCCAACCAGGAGGCAAGCCCUUCCUGGUGCCUCACGUACCUCACGGUACCUUUGCCUUAGAUUUACACAUUCUCCACAGCCAAGCACUGCCACGGGGCAGCCCCCAUGGCCACAUGUGCUCUAGGCCCUGGAAAAGGCAGGCACAGUCCAGCAGUAGCCAGCCAUCAUGGUGCUGCCUCCGCACCCCUGGCUUCUAGAUGCAGCCUUUUGGGUGACCUCGGGGAAACUCCAGAAGCUGGGGAAGGACAAGGAGUCACAAGCAUCUGCCUCUCUUGGGGCUGGGUUUUGCUGGGGACCCUCAUUACUGAUGCUCUACUCCAGAGUAGGGGAUCAGCAGGUUCCUUUCCCAACUUUGAGACCCACUGCUCAGUGGAAAGGAGCCAAGUGAAUCCCCAAAGCAUCAUCUCUUCCCAUCUGGGCAGUGGCUGCUAGCCUGCACCAGUUAGCCUGGGAGAGCAGACACUCCCAGGCUGAGGGGCUUGAGCUGUAGUACACAGCUGUCUGGCGCUCCUGUGUGGCAGAGUAAAUUCUAGGCCCUCAGGACUGGAGAGAACAGCUCCCGUAGCUUGUGCUCAGGGCUGAGUUUUAAAGGGUUUGCUGCCCUAAAGCUGCAGCACUUGGUCAGUGAGAGGCAGGGCCCUUUCUGAUCUUGUUUACACCUGUUGCCCAAUCUUGGGCAGAACGGUACACAUUCUGUGCACAUUGGAGGAAAGAAAUGCCCAAGAGGAGGGAAAUACUGACCCCCUAGCUGCCUGACAGCAGCUUAGGAAGGAGCCCUGCUCCCUGGGACAGGGGGUGGAGAAAACACCACUGGUCUAGAGAUCCCAGCACCCGAGCCUCCCUGGAGUCUCUGCUGGGCGCUCAGGAGUCGGUGUGCGGCAUGAAAGGCUCUUGCUUCCAAAGCCAUUGACAGGAAUCAACUGGAGGUCCUGCUGAGAGCUAGUUACAGCCAAAAAUGGGUGCCUCCCACCCCCCCAAAACAAGGGAUGUUUGCUUCUCAGCAGCAGGUAGCUCCUGCAGCCCCCAAGCUUGCAUAGGCAGUAUGAAUGGGAGGAAGGCUGGAAGUGCUGAGAAAUGCAAAAGGCUCAGAAUAUUUGUAAAUCCCACCCCGAGUGGGGAGGGGUGGGUACCAGACCUGGACUAAGCUGCACCAGGGAAACAGCCCGUGAGUUCUCCUGAGGGACAGGGACCGUGCAGCCUGGAACCCCAGCCACUGUGCCAACAGGAGCCCUGCAGACAGGCCACAGGAAUCCCAGUACGCCUGUCCUUGCUGGCCAAUGGCCGUGGGCUGCUGGGUUUUGCUGAUACAGGUAGGAUGGGACCCUUCAUUAAUAUCUGACUUUAAUAAGUUGGUAAGGAUAUAUUAUUUUUGUCUAUGUUUUGUUUCAACUUAUGUAGAUUAUUAUAAAUUGAUGUAAACCACGUGAAAGGAAAACGUUAAUAAAAAAAAAUGCAAAGCCCCAACAUUUGCACACAACUCA